This is a messenger RNA of Indicator indicator, 1851 nucleotides long. It is a transcript of the gene KLHL8, whose product is annotated as kelch like family member 8. The coding region runs from base 1 to 1851 and encodes 616 amino acids. The record is from RefSeq and is a predicted model, not a curated record. The transcript has 9 exons. Gene Ontology annotation, molecular function: protein binding. NCBI's taxonomy places the organism in Eukaryota, Metazoa, Chordata, Aves, Piciformes, Indicatoridae.
AUGGCUUCAGAAUCCAUGGUCCCAGAGCAGGCAAAACAACAGCAGGUGAAGGGGAAGAGGCGGCAGCAGCAGCAAGAGAGGGCUUCCAACAGUGAUGCUGAGGAUGACAUCUUUGUCUUUGAAGCCAAUGAGGCCUGGAAGGAUUUCCACAGCUCUCUUCUUCACUUCUUUGAAGCUGGGGAGCUCUGUGAUAUCACACUGAAGGUUGGCUCCAAGCUGAUCUCCUGCCACAAGCUGGUGCUGGCCUGUGUCAUCCCUUACUUCAGAGCCAUGUUCCUGUCCGAAAUGGCCGAGGCCAAGCAGAGCCUGAUCGAGAUCCGGGACUUCGACGGCGACGCCAUCGAGGACCUGGUGAAGUUCGUCUACUCCUCCCGCCUCACCCUGACGGUGGACAACGUCCAGCCCCUGCUGUACGCCGCCUGCAUCCUGCAGGUGGAGCUGGUGGCCAAGGCCUGCUGCGAGUACAUGAAGCUGCACUUCCACCCUUCCAACUGCCUGGCGGUCAGGGCCUUCGCCGAGAGCCACAACCGCCUGGACCUGAUGGACAUGGCCGACCGCUACGCCUGCGAGCACUUCGCCCAGGUGGUGGAGGGCGAGGACUUCGUCACCGUCACCCCCCAGCACCUCCACAAGCUGCUCUCCUCCAGCGACCUCAACAUCCAGGAUGAGCGGCAGGUCUACGACGCCGCCAUCAAGUGGCUGCUGGCCAACCCCCAGCACCAUGCCGCAUGGCUGGAUGAGAUCCUGGCACAGGUCCGGCUGCCUCUCUUGCCCGUUUGCUUCCUUAUGGGUGUUGUGGCAAAGGAAGAGAUUGUCAAGCAGAAUCUAAAAUGUAGGGAUUUGCUGGAUGAAGCAAGAAACUACCACCUUCACCUGAGCAGCAGGGCAGUGCCAGACUUUGAGUACUCCAUUCGCACAACACCAAGGAAGCAGACUGCUGGUGUGCUGUUCUGUGUGGGGGGCAGAGGAGGCUCGGGGGACCCCUUCCGCAGCAUCGAGUGUUACUGCAUCAGGAGGAACAGUUGGUUCUUCGGCCCCGAGAUGAACAGCAGGAGGAGGCACGUGGGGGUCAUCUCCGUGGGAGGUAAAGUCUAUGCAGUGGGAGGCCAUGAUGGCAAUGAACACUUGGGAAGCAUGGAAGUGUUUGAUCCUCUCACAAACAAGUGGAUGAUGAAGGCAUCAAUGAACACCAAGAGGAGGGGCAUUGCCCUGGCCUCCCUUGGUGGCCCCAUCUAUGCCAUAGGAGGGCUGGAUGACAACACCUGCUUCAGUGAUGUGGAGAGGUACGACAUCGACUGCGACCGCUGGAGCGCCGUGGCCCCCAUGAACACGCCCCGUGGAGGGGUGGGCUCCGUUGCCCUCCUGAACCACGUUUACGCCGUGGGGGGCAACGACGGUGUGGCCUCUCUGUCCAGCGUGGAGAAGUACGACCCCCACCUGGACAAGUGGCUGGAGGUGAAGGAGAUGGGGCAGAGGAGAGCCGGCAACGGCGUCAGCGAGCUGCACGGCUGCCUCUACGUCGUGGGGGGCUUUGACGACAACUCUCCGCUGAGCUCGGUGGAGCGCUUCGACCCCCGCCGGAACCGCUGGGAGGCGGUGGCAGAGCUGACCACGCCCCGGGGCGGGGUGGGCAUCGCCACCCUCAUGGGCAAGAUCUUCGCCGUGGGAGGCCACAACGGCAACGCCUACCUCAACACGGUGGAGGCCUUCGACCCCCUGCUCAAUAGGUGGGAGCUGGUGGGCUCAGUGUCACACUGCAGGGCAGGGGCAGGUGUGGCUGUGUGCUCCUGUCUCAGCAGCCAGAUCCGGGACAUGGGCCAAGGCUCCAGCAACGUCGUGGACUGCAUGUGA